Parathielavia appendiculata is the source of this 1973-nucleotide messenger RNA. RefSeq names its product Phosphoglucomutase, first 3 domain-containing protein. The coding region runs from base 104 to 1768 and encodes 554 amino acids. The record is from RefSeq and is a predicted model, not a curated record. The transcript has 5 exons. Gene Ontology annotation, biological process: carbohydrate metabolic process. Gene Ontology annotation, cellular component: cytosol. Gene Ontology annotation, molecular function: phosphoglucomutase activity; magnesium ion binding. NCBI's taxonomy places the organism in Eukaryota, Fungi, Ascomycota, Sordariomycetes, Sordariales, Chaetomiaceae.
CCUCUUUCACCGUCAAUCUCCAACCAAAGCUCACCUGCUCGACUUUGGACCCCUAACGCUUGGUUGACUCGAGAAGCUUGUAUUUUAUUAUUCGAAUGAUACAAUGGAUGUCAAAACAAUCGACUUCACGCCCUUCACAGACCAAAAGCCGGGCACGUCUGGUCUGCGCAAGAAGGUCGCGGUUUUCCAGCAGCCGCAUUACAGCGAGUCCUUUGUGGCUAGCAUCUUGCUGUCCAUCCCCGAGGGCGCUGAAGGUGCCUUCCUCGUCAUUGGCGGCGAUGGGCGGUUCUGGAACCCCGAGGUCAUCCAGCUGAUCGCCAAGAUUGGUGCCGCAUAUGGCGUCAAGAAGCUGUUGAUCGGCCAGAAUGGUAUCCUGUCGACGCCGGCCGCCAGCCACGUCAUUCGCAAGCGCAAGGCUACUGGAGGCAUUCUUCUGACUGCCAGCCACAACCCGGGCGGGCCCAAGAACGACUUCGGCAUCAAGUAUAACCUCGCAAACGGCGGCCCCGCACCCGAAUCGGUGACUAACAAGAUAUUCGAGACUUCCAAAACGCUCAAGUCGUACAAGAUCGCCGACAUCCCCGAUGUUGACAUCGGCACCAUCGGCAUCAAGACGUACGGAAAGCUGGAGGUGGAGAUUGUGGAUAGCACGGCCGAUUAUGUCGAGAUGCUCAAGGACAUCUUCGACUUUGACCUUAUCAAGAAGUUCUUCGUCACCCACCCCGAUUUCAAGAUCCUCUUUGACGGCAUGUCGGGCGUCACGGGGCCGUAUGGCAAGGCAAUUUUCGAACAGGAGCUCGGGCUCGGCCCCGAGUCGACGCAGAACUGCGAGCCGUCACCCGACUUCAACGAUGGCCAUCCAGACCCAAACCUCACUUACGCCCACGACCUGGUCGAGGUGGUCGAGAAGAAGCGGAUCCCGUUCGGCGCGGCCUCGGAUGGCGAUGGUGACCGCAACAUGAUCUACGGUGCUGGCGCCUUCGUCUCGCCCGGCGACAGUCUGGCCAUCAUCGCGCACCACGCCAAGUUGAUCCCAUACUUCAACAAGAAUGGCGUCUACGGCCUGGCCCGCAGCAUGCCCACGUCGGGUGCUGUUGACCUGGUAGCCAAAAAGCAGGGUCUGGACUGCUACGAGGUGCCCACCGGCUGGAAGUUCUUCUGUGCUCUCUUUGAUGCGAACAAGCUGUCCAUCUGCGGCGAGGAGUCUUUCGGAACCGGCAGCAACCACAUCCGGGAGAAGGAUGGCCUCUGGGCUAUUGUAGCAUGGCUCAACAUUAUUGCCGGUCUGGGCAUCGCGAACCCAGGGGUUGCGCCGAGCAUCAAGCAGAUCCAGAAAGAUUUUUGGACUGAGUAUGGACGGACCUUCUUCACCCGCUAUGAUUACGAGAACGUUGAUUCCGAAGGCGCCAAUAAGGUGGUUGGGGUCCUGAAGGACCUGGUUGCCGAUCCGAACUUUGUCGGCAGUAAGGUCGGAGACCGCACUGUGACCAAAGCCGGCAACUUUUCGUACACGGACUUGGAUGGCUCCGUGUCGUCCAACCAAGGCCUGUAUGCGUGCUUCUCUUCGGGCAGCCGGAUCGUCGUCCGACUCUCGGGGACUGGGUCUUCAGGCGCCACCAUCCGUCUGUACAUCGAGCAACACAGCAGCGAUCCUGCGACGUAUGACAUGGAUGCCCAAAACUUCCUCGGGCCCGAAAUCAAGAUGGCGACGGAGCUCCUGAAGUUCAAAGAGUUUAUCGGCCGGGACGAGCCUGACGUCAAGACGUAAGAGGUGUCAAACGAAGUCCGUGGAAGGGAGGCGGGACAUGGGAAAAUGGAGCGAUUGCGAGCCAGCUUCUUGAGUAUGAUAGCAAUCUAUUUUUUCCAUCUACCACACGUGGGCGCAAUACGUAUCAAAGCGUGAGACCGGGUGAUUAGUGGCCAGGUCACGGCCCGGCGGGUUGGAAAAUGGCCAAUUUGUAGUACCUGGCUUC